UUAAAAGUUAGCCAAUUAAUACUCAUGCCUUUUGGAAUGGAAUUAUUGAUUUUACAUGUUAUUCAUUUUGUAAUAUGACGUGGCUUGUUUACGGUACUGUUGACAAAUUUGUAACUCAGUCGAGGAUGAGUCUCACCAGGCCGGGAAAAGAUAUACAGGGCCUAAAUGUACCUCUUCUGUAGGACAUACAUGACACCCAUAGUGAUUAGAUACUUGAUUUUGGUUUUUGUGUGUAUACGUCCAUUCUGUGCCUGUCUCACCUAAUGGAAAUAAAAUAUGGUGUGUUACAAUCUGUUUUGACAUUCACUUAUUCAGACGUCAGAUAGGUCUGUAACUCACUUGAAAAGGUUUUGGGAAAGAGCUACAGAUUGAUAGCUACAAUUAGAUGUUCUAAAGUUAUUGAUACAAGUGUUUUAGUGAAGCCAUCCAUGAAAGUCAAUGUUGGAUGAAGUCUAAGAGACUCGGAGCAGAUAUCCAUAUUGUAUUGCCUAUCCAGAUUUCAGUGUUACGUUUGCUCUGAGAAGCCAUCCACCUUCUUUUGUAAUCACUCAUCUGUGCAGACUUGAUCACAGCAUGAUUGAAUUUGACGCUUUUUAUACUGGGGAUUGUCAAUGAAGGUGCAGAUGGUGACAUUUUUCCAGAAGCAUUACCGAACAACUGGUCAGCAGUAUAAUACAGAAUGAAAGUCUUACGUACAGCUCUGUUCAGAGUGAGGGCUGCCUGUAGCUUCACUGGGCAGUCUGUAUCCCUGCAAGGACAGCGGAAACUCUUCUGGUCAUGUGGUGCGUUGUCAGUAGGCGUGGCUGGUGUGUCAAUCAUAUGUUACCAUAGCAACAGUCACAGGGUGUUUGCCUACAGUGACAGCAAAUUGGACACAUCAAAAUGGAUGGCAGAACCCAUUACUAACAAGAAACUUCUAGAAGAGAGAAGCACAGAAAUGAAGUAUAAAAUGGAAGCCAUGAUUAUGAGAAUUCAGUCAGAAGUGUGUAGAAAGUUAGAGGAAGUCGAUGGAGAUCAGAAAUUUUUAGUGGACAGAUGGACAAGAACAGAGGGAGGAGGAGGGAUCACCUGUGUUAUGAAGGACGGCCUUGUUUUUGAGAAAGCUGGAGUCAACAUUUCGGUGGUCCAUGGAAAUCUACCCCCUCCAGCCGUGGCCCAGAUGAGAGCCAGAGGUAAAUCCCUGGAAGGCAAAACCCUGCCAUUCUUCGCCACAGGUGUUAGCUGUGUUAUUCACCCUAGAAAUCCUUAUGUUCCCGCCAUACACUUUAACUACAGAUACUUUGAAGUGAUGGAUGAAAACGGAACAGUCCAUUGGUGGUUUGGGGGAGGAACAGACCUAACACCGAUAUAUCUCAAUGAAAAGGACGCUGUUCAUUUCCACAAAACACUGAAGGAAGCCUGCGACAAACAUGACCAAAAAUAUUAUCCAAAGUUCAAGAAGUGGUGUGAUGACUAUUUCUAUCUCCCACACAGAGGCGAGACUCGGGGUAUAGGAGGAAUUUUCUUUGAUGAUUUAGAUGCAGAACCACAGAGUGCCAUGUUUGAGUUUGUACAAAGCUGUGCUGAUGCUGUGUUGCCUUCUUACAUUCCAAUUGUACAGAAACACAAAAAUGAUGGAUACUCACAUCCUGAGAGGAAGUGGCAGCUCUUGAGGAGAGGGAGAUAUGUGGAAUUUAACCUGAUCUAUGACAGGGGAACAAAGUUUGGUUUGCAGACCCCAGGAGCCAGAUACGAGAGCAUUCUGAUGUCAUUACCAAACACCGCAAACUGGGAAUAUAGAAAUGAGCCUGCUCCAGGUUCAGCAGAGGAGGAAAUUGUCAAAGUGCUCAAAAAUCCCAGAGAGUGGGUGCGAGAGAAGUAAUCUUAGGGGACAUAUGCCCCCGCCUUUGUGUGUUACGAAAUGUAACAUGGUGCUAUGAAUAAUUAAUAUUGAUAAGUUUAUUUUUUAUAAGAUGUUGUUAUGGAGUUUGAUUUUUUUAUAAUUUAUAAGUUAUCAGAUUGUUGAUUAUGAAAGUAUAUUUUAUAUUUGAAAUUACGUUCUGUAGAACUGGGUGUUUUGUUUUUUUUACUGUUAUCAGGAAUCAAAGCACUGCCAUAUGUAAAUCAAGUUGAUCAUACUAGUGAAUGCAUUAUUUGUUUGGCUAUAGAAUUCUACUAAACCAUCAGGGGCAAACAGCAUUAUGGUUCAAGAAAGAUCAGAAUGUAUACAUAGGCAAACCUGCUUAUAGAAAUGUCCACCUGUCUCAAGCCCAUAAGACAAAUGACACAUCGGCAUAAUUUUUUUUUUCAGAUUUAGUACUUCAUGAUGGUAUUAUGAGCAUACACAGAUGACCUUUUGUGAUUUGUUUUGUGUCUUUCAUUGCAUGUUGACAUUGGAAUAUUUUUCAACUUUUUCUCAGAUACUACCAUUUUGUUUGAAAUGAUGCUUCCAUUUGUUUUUAUACCCUUAUAUUACAAACACCUUAAUCAACCAUACCUCAAUUAUUCUUUCAUUAUUAUUUCUUGCAAGAAAUUGCCAUGACAUAGAUGGAAUUUUAUUUUUAAGAACGGGUUACAAUCUGAUUUACAUUUAAAAUAAUAACAAUGACGUUAAGGGUGGCUCUUGGAGCAUGUUGCUCCUUCAGUGCAUCAAUGGGCAUUCCUUCCUAUACCCCGCCUACUGUAGACAUGAAACACAUAUUUUACUGGCGGUGUAUUUGAUGACUGUAAGAGAUAGAGGUUAAUGUCAAUGUUUUUUAUGGUUGUAAAUUUGGUGAUUGAAGGAAGGAGAUCAAAAGUUCAAUGUCUGACAAAUCACUAAAUUCACAUUGUUUUCACCAAGACCCCCCCCCCCCUCUCCCCACCCCCACCCCCUUUUAAAACUAAAUAUAAUGAAUGUUGAAACAAAUCGAUUACAAGUAAAACAUACAAAUAUAAAUGACGUUUUCUAUACCUCUUCACAAAUGAAAGUUUACAUUGAAACUAUUAAAUGUUCAUUAAAAUGUAUCAAUAUUAUGUGGUUUUUAACAGUUACAUGUGUACAUGUCUUUUUUAAUUUUUCACCAAAGUGUAAUCGAUGCCGGUCGGGUGACAGAAACUUAGGGGAGUUUUUACCCCUCCUCCUAACUCUUUGAAUUUAGAUUUUUAUCCGACAUCAAUCAUUUGAUAUCACCCCUAAACGAUGUCUACUGUAUACCAGUAAAUAUAAAGGAGUUUAAUUUUCUUGAUUUGUCUUUCUGCGAAUUGGAUAAUUAUAAUCAAUGCUAAAAUAUGUCACAAUUAGCAUCCGCUGUACAAUAUUUCCAUGUUACAUAGUCCUAAGACAUCUACAUUGUACCGUGUAGUUACAAAUGUACUUAUAAAUUUUCUUUCAUAACAUGUACGUGUGUCAAAUUAAAUCAUUCAACUCUUUGUUUUUCACUCCCGGCAGUGGUACAUGGAAAGGUGUGUUACAUGUUAAUGAGAGACACCUGUGUUUAAGUACUAAUAAGACGCACCUGUAUAAUAUACAAACGUACUAAUGAGAGACAUCUAAAUACAAGUAUUUUCUGUGUAGCCUCUUUGUACUAGUAAUUUAUAUUCCGUCUUUCCUAUCUGAGGUAUCCAUAUAUCUUACUGCAAUAAAUCCGUGUUUUGAAGUGCCAUUAAGGAGUUGUAAGUAAUUGAAUAUGUUCAAUAAGUGAUUCAUGUUUAGUAGUUUCGCCAGCUGGUCAAACUGGCCAAAGUAACAUGUGGUCAUCUCGUUUGUCUGAUCUCAUAUCACCCUCUCGUCCCCAGUAUGCAUGCACAUGUAUGAAAUUUAUUCAACAGUGUUGGACAAAUUUAAAGUCCUUUGGUUCUACGUAUUCAUUUGAAGGUCAUAUGAUGCCCAAGAUUUUGACCACAUCGAAUGAGGUAGGAGUGAUUUUCUAUAAUUUGAUCAAACAACAAUAUAAAUUGGUCAUUUAAAAUACAGAAAAUGCUAAUAAAAGACAUGUUUGAAGGAUUUCAAUUUUUGGUUAAUGUUUUUCCAUUGAAUUUUAAAGUAAAGAUUUGUUAAUAAUGCAAAAAAUGUGGUUUCAGAGAACAUUUUUGUGGUAAAUAUUAAAACACUCCCAGAUAGUUUUUUUUUGGGGGGGGGGGGGGUAUCCUGUGUAAACAGUAAAUACAACAUUAGAUAUAAUUAACUGUCACCUCCUAUUCUUUAAUUUCAUAUUCUCGUGACAUGUCAUAAUUUGGAUCAGUCCAAUAAAAAAGAAAUGAUGUUGAGACUCUGACCUUUGGUACGGAGAGGGUUACAACAGGUGGAGCACGUUGCUCCGGUCUACCUGACAUUUCAUUGGAACAAAAGAUUAUUUAAAUCACAUUAAUUAGAAUACUGACAUUACAUGUUUCUGAGUCGUUUGAUAAGUCUGUUUAAUGACUUGAUGUGUGUGAAUAUUUGCCUGAUUCAGGUACUAAUCUGAUAGCUGCAUUGUGUAUACCAGUUCGUGUAUUAGAAAUUGGAUGACUGUUUGUAAUCUGAUAGAUGUCAAUAAAUGUUGGAUUGAG
Messenger RNA from Ostrea edulis (European flat oyster), 4509 nucleotides. Its product is annotated as oxygen-dependent coproporphyrinogen-III oxidase-like. Lineage: Eukaryota; Metazoa; Mollusca; Bivalvia; Ostreida; Ostreidae. The record is from RefSeq and is a predicted model, not a curated record. Gene Ontology annotation, molecular function: coproporphyrinogen oxidase activity. The coding region runs from base 680 to 1861 and encodes 393 amino acids. Gene Ontology annotation, cellular component: mitochondrial intermembrane space; cytoplasm. The transcript is spliced from 15 exons.